CGUCAGCAAGGUAAACCGGCCGCGCGCGGUGGCUACUGCUCCGGCACGGACGCGCUCGAGAGUUUACUCUUCCGGAAUCUCGGCUGCAGGUCGACGUGUCCAGUCUGUGGUUUAGCUGUGUAAACAGUGACACUGUCGAGGGGAAAUCGAGCUGUCAUCCAGUGGAUCCACCCCAGGCAAAGGACAACAAGUAUCUACUGUAUGCACAAUGACUUCCAGAAGUAAAAGUGAAGCGUGCCGGAUCUGUGGAGGUGACCUGCAGGGCAACCAGCGGCGAUGGUUGUACACGGCUCAAACCCGGAAGGAGACACAACCUCAUACCCCGACAGAUUUUUCCAGCAAGGGAAGCUUGCCCAGAUCUGUGCAGAGCAGCCCAUGGGGCAGCACUUUAUCUCUCAGCUCCUCUCGGUCGCUCUCCAAGUCUCACUCCGCGCUCACCCCCACAAAAGGAAUAGACCUGCUCUGUGUCCUGACGCACAUAAUAGAGCAGCCUGUACCACGUAAGGACGGACGGGGGGAGUUUAUAUGUGGCAAGUGCGUGUCUGUUCUAGAGCAAGUUUUCAAGUUCGACAGUGUCAUCUCACGAGUCAAGGUUCUGUCGAGUGAGAGACUCCAGAAACUCACUCAGGAAAGGGACAAGAUCAGGCGAUGGGUCCGAAGCUUGUACUAUCAACACCACUCUCCUAAUUCCAGGGGAAAAGGGAGCUCCAGUGAGGAGGAAGGGGAACCGGGAAGACGACACAGAAAUGAUUCUGCGGGAGAAGGAUACAGAGAGAUGCUGCGGGAAAAUAUGUCUCUCGCCGAGUACGAGUGGUGGUCCGAGAAAGCGGAGUCAUGUCCACAUUACAGGAGAACAGGGAAACGGUGCCAUCAAGACAAAACGUGCGAAUGUUGCGACUCCCUGCGAGUGUCCGACUCAGAUUACGAGUCUGUUUGUGGCAUUCCCCGACACCUGCCCGAGCAAGCCUUUGCCUCAUUGGGCCUCUCUCGGGAUAAGUCUCGCAGCAUGCCUCUUCAUUGGUCUAAAGUGCCGUCUGUCAGCUCAAGCCCCGCCUCGUUGUCCGGAUCCUGUCACUCUUUACGAUCUCAAUCCCGCACCGCCUCCGUCCAGUCGCUGGACUCUUUGGAUGGCAACGAUCCAUUUGAUUGGCCGGAGGAGCAGGCGGUCAUCUUGGAUUCAAUUUUUAAAGAGUUGAAGGGAAUUGAGGGAAAGCCGGUCAGCUCGCCAGCUGGCAGUCGUAUUCCUGUGCUGGACAGAGGGGAGGUGCAUAAUGGGAAGGGCGAAGUGGGAGUGAAAGCGGGGUUAGUGAGAGAACUGAAUUUCGGAGAGCAGGAUAACGGGACGGAUGAUGAGCUUGAAGAGGAGAGUGAGGAUGUGCUGACCGAACUAAGAGAUGAGUUUCUGCCUUUGCAAAGAGAGGUGUCUACGGGUAGGGUUCACCUCGCUGUGAAGCAGUUGCGUGAGCAGCUGGUUCAAGCUCUGUCUCGCAUCAGAACUCUGGAGGCGCAGCUCAGGAACGCAGACAAACCAGUACCCAGUGCUCCUGUCGAUCAACCGAAGACUCCUCCAAAGGCCAGUCUAAAGAAUGACCUGAUAGACAAUCUCAGCCAAUCGCUGCACAGCAGAGAGAACGUAAUCCAGGAAUGUGUGACUUUGAUCCAGAGGCUGUGUGCUGAGCAGGGGGUGGAGUCAAAGGAGACAGACAGCCUUAUUAAAAAACUGACCAAUGCCGUGAAUGAUAAACGCAGCGAGCGUGAGUUUAUUCUGGAGGCUCAGCUGUCAGAUGCGAGGGAGAGGGAGAAAGUGCUGGAAAAACAACUGCAAGCUCUUAAAGACGCCGGCAGAGAGAGAGAGCGAGACCUGAUCACACUCAACACAGUGCUCCAGUGUAACCAGGAUAUUAUUCAUCACCUGCGUGUGGAGCUGGCCGAGCGAGAUCGAGCGCAGCAGGAAAUGAUGAAGGAGUGGGAGGUGUGGAAAGAGAGAGAUUCAGCGCUGACUGCACUGGUGAAAGAUAAUGAAGCAUUUAUUUCCCAACUCAAGGGGGCGCUAGAGAGUUCACGCAGGGAUGUGCAGGCGCUUUCUGACUCUCUGAUUGGCCGGGGAUUGGAAUGGGGCGGGGCUGAGGCUGGAUUAGUAAAUCGGCUGCGAGAAAAGGAAUCUCUGCUGGAAACCAGCUUCAGAGAUAGAGAAGAGCUUGGCGCCACCUUGAGGCAGGAGAUCUCAAGUCUCGCGAUAGCUUUAAAGGACUCUGAAGCGAUCAUAAAGGAACAGAGAGAAAGUCACAAACAAGCCAUGACUGAACUAUCAGAGAAACUCAAGGUGACACUCGAGGAACUGAGAGAGAAAACCAAAGAGAAUAAGGAGGCUGAACUAGGGCAGAAGAAGGAAAAUAAGGAGCGAGACUUUGAAGAGGGGAAACUAAUAGAGAAUCUUCAGAAGAGGGAUAAACUCAUUGAGCAAGUUCUCCUGGAGUUAGAGGAGCGUGACGGAGUGCUAACAGAGCUUCAACAAAACAUGUCAAGCAGGCUUCGACCCAAGACAGGACUCAAACAGACGUUGUGAGUGUGCUUGUGUCACUACAUAUGAGAGACACAGACGUGAUAAUGAUCCUGUGAAUACACUGAAUUUGUCGAUUGACUAUCGAUCGUUGAUUUGUGUCAUUUAUUGGUAUAGUACAUAUGUAAAUAAUUAGACUGUCUGUUCGCUGCAUUAAAAUUAAGGAACGAAACAUAUCAAUCUACAGCCCACGAUCCAUUUUUUGAGAAGAAAUAGUUGUGCUUGAUGCUGAUGUGAAGGAAAUUGAGACAGACCAACACUGCACUUCAGGAGGUUUUAUGUUGGUCUGUAUAUUGUAGUGGAUGUCAUUGCAAUAUUUUUUUCCAUAACAUUCCCUACUGCCUUAAAUGAAUUCAUAUCAAAUAUUUAAAUUCUGUUUAAAUGUUUUAUUGGUUAUGGUGGCUGAACAUAUUGAAUGCUGCUUUUCGCUUAUUGUUUGAUUUGUCUGUUGCAUUCUUUUCCAUGUUAUCUUUUUUGUCCUGUAUUUAUGAAUGAAUGAAUGAAUGAUGUCGAUUUUGUCCUGGAGACGCAGUCAUGGUCCCUGAUGUGCAGUUUUUUUUUUUCUCAUAAAAUAUGCCUUUACUGACUGUCUGUAGAUUUGUUAUAUUUGUGUUGUUUUAAUCUUGCUGUUAUUUUAUUUGGGUAUGCUGGAAUGUUUUCCCCACAACCUUCAGUGUACCUCAUUUCCAUUCAGGAAAUAUUUUGUUCAAAAAGAUGCCUCAAGUUUGUGCCGGUUGCGGUUCUCAAAGUUGUUUGAGGUUUUCUUUUAUUUGGAAAUAUUAAAAGGUUCUUUCUCGAGAACUCAAGGGUAUGAUUGACAAUAAAAACCUCCUAUUUAAA
Triplophysa rosa is the source of this 3400-nucleotide messenger RNA. RefSeq names its product myosin-11. NCBI's taxonomy places the organism in Eukaryota, Metazoa, Chordata, Actinopteri, Cypriniformes, Nemacheilidae. Bases 209 to 2566 code for a protein of 785 amino acids. The record is from RefSeq and is a predicted model, not a curated record. The transcript is spliced from 12 exons.